GUUCAGAUCAGAGCGCAAACUGGUUUCACUUCUGAGAAAGUGAAACUCAGACAGUCGUUGACACUGAGAGGUGAAAUGGCGCAGAAAGGAGUUCAGCUGGACCGAGAAACCUUCUCCUGCUCAAUCUGUCUGGAUCUACUGAAGGAUCCGGUGACUAUUCCCUGUGGACACAGCUACUGCAUGAACUGUAUUAAAGGCUUCUGGGAUGAAGAGGAUGAGAAGAAAAUCCCCAGUUGCCCUCACUGUAGGCAGUCCUUCACUCCGAGGCCUGUCCUGGUGAAAAGCACCAUGUUAGCAGCUUUAGUGGAGAAGCUGAAGAAGACUGGACUCCAGGCUGCUCCUGCUGAUCACUGCUAUGCUGGACCUGAAGAUGUGGCCUGUGAUGUCUGCACUGGGAGGAAACUGAAAGCCCUCAAGUCCUGUCUGGUCUGUCUGGCCUCUUACUGUGAGAAACACCUCCAUCCUCAUUAUGACGCAGCCUCAUUAAAGAAACACAAGCUGGUGGACCCCUCCAAGAAGCUCCAGGAGAACAUCUGCUCUCAUCAUGAUGAAGUGAUGAAGAUGUUCUGCCGUACUGAUCAGCAGUGUAUCUGUUAUCUCUGCUCUGUGGAUGAACAUAAAGGCCACGACACAGUGUCAGCUGCAGCAGAAAGGACUGAGAGGCAGAGAGAGCUGGAGGUGAGACGACAAAACAUCCAGCAGAGAAUCCAGGGCAGACAGAAAGAUAUGAAGGUGCUUCAACAGGAGGUGGAGGCUAUCAUUUGCUCCACUGAUAAAGCAGUGGAGGACAGCCAGAAGAUCUUCACUGAGCUGAUCCGUCUCAUGGAGAAAAGAAGGUCUGAUGUGAAGCGGCAGCUCAGAUCCCAGCAGGAAACUGAAGUGAGGCGAGUCAAAGAGCUCGAGGAGAAGCUGGAGCAGGAGAUCACUGAGCUGAAGAGGAAAGAUGCUGAGCUGAAGCAGCUCUCACACACACAGGAUCACAACCAGUUUCUACACAACUACCCCUCACUGUCACCACUCAGUGGAUCUACAGACUCAUCUGGCAUCAGGAUCCGUCCUCUCAGCUACUUUGAGGAGGUGACAGCUGCUGUGUCAGCAGUCAGAGAUAAACUACAGGACGUUCUGACAGAGGAAUGGACAAACAUCUCACUGAGAGUGGCUGAAGUGGAUGCUUUACUGUCUUCACAACCAGAACCCAAGACCAGAGCUGAAUUCUUCAGAUAUUCACGUCAAAUGACACUGGAUCCAAACACAGCAAACACAAAGCUGUUGUUAUCUGAGGGGAACAGAAAAGCAACAUUCAUGAGUAAACAUCAGUCUUAUUGUUAUCACCCAGACAGAUUCACUUUUUAUUAUCAGGUCCUGAGUAGAGAGAGUCUGACUGGACGUUGUUACUGGGAGGUGAAGUGGAGAGGGACAUUAGUUUGUGUGGCAGUCGCAUACAAGAAUAUCAGCAGAACAGGGGGGUCGGAUGAAUUUGUAUUUGGACGAAAUAACGAAUCUUGGGCGUUACAUUGUUACAACCAUAGUUAUCACUUUUGGCACAACAAUGUGGAAACUCCCGUCUCAGGUCCUCGGUCCUCCAGAGUCGGAGUGUACCUGGAUCGCAGUGCAGGUAUUCUGUCCUUCUACAGCAUCUCUGAAACCAUGACUCUCCUCCACAGAGUCCAGACCACAUUCACUCAGCCUCUUUGUGCUGGAUUUCAGUUUUGGUGUUCUCCUGGAGACUCUGCUGAGUUGUGUAAACUCCAACAGUCAGGAGUCAUUUAAGGGACAGAGGGUUAAAUUGUGUGUUUGAAUUGUGAAACUUGUCUUCAUGUUUGUUGCUGAGAACUGAUUGUUGUGGCAUUUGUUCACUGCACAGAGAUCAGAUGUCAAUCAAACGCUGUGGGUGGGUCUUUGACGACAUGUGUUGUUCUGUAAAUGUUUGAGUGUGUUUAGGUGGAGCUCCUUCCUGUGUCUGUUCAGCCAUAGAGGCUCUCACUGCUCAGGAUGAUCGCUGUUUACCUGAACUGACUCUUCUCUGCAUGAAAACAGAAACUUGUCUGAGCUCUACAUGUUUGUUGAGUGUUUGUGUUGAUUUAUUUGUAUGUUGUUGUUUCUCCUCCACUGCACGAGUGUUUAGAGAGAAAGCAGCAGAACGUCCUUUAUCCUACAUGUUCUUUUCUCAUAAAUCUAUGAUACAUUUACAUUUAUUUGUUAUUAACAUGAUCAUAAUCAGUACGAACACUCGUUGUUUUCUUUCACAUAGCUGAGAUGCUGGUCAAACAAGCUGAUUGUGUGGAUGAAGUGAAUCUGUGCAUGAAAUCACUGAACAAGAGUCAUUGAACAGACUUUAUUGAUUGAAGCUUUACAUAAUGAAUACAGUUUUUUUAAUUAUAAGAAUGAACAGUGUUUUCUUCUUGUCUUCAUUCCUGGAUAUCACACAAAUCUGAUGGAAAACAUGUGAAACUAAUAUGAGAGUAAAACUGAGGCAGAUUUCCUCCUGAAACACCUGAAAGUUCAGUGUUCAACAGUCAGUCAGUCUCACUGUCUGACAUUAUGGCGCUGAUAUUAUUAUUGUGUUGACAACGUGAAUCUUUAUAUGCAGUCAAUGAACAAGAGUCUGACAAUGAUUAAUCUUCUUUUCAUUUGUUCAGAGUAGAAAAAAACUAGAAGAGAAACCUGAGACUAAUAUGAUAGCAAUACACACAUUACAGGACAGACCAUAAUUUGCCCUGUUGCAAUGGCGCAAUCGCUGUAUUUCAGUAAUCCAAACCAACCAUGUUCAAUUUUAUCAACUCCUUGUGCAAUUGGUCAAUAUUUCUAAAUAUUUUCCAUCAGCAAAAUUUUUUUAGCGUCUUUUGAAUAAAAUGUCCGUAUAUAUUGUCAACUUCUUAUUUUGUAUUUUGUAUUUGUUAUUUUCCAUUGCCUUGCUAUUGCUAUUUCCAUUGCUCCUGCAUGUAAAAAACGAAUUUUCCCAGCUGGCGAUUAACAAAGUUCUAUCUUAUCUUGAAUAAAUAAAUAAAUUGCAACAAAAACU
Molecule: messenger RNA, 3022 nt
Organism: Chelmon rostratus (copperband butterflyfish)
Lineage: Eukaryota; Metazoa; Chordata; Actinopteri; Chaetodontiformes; Chaetodontidae
Product: tripartite motif-containing protein 16-like
Exons: 1
Coding region: 76-1770 (564 amino acids)
Molecular function (GO): protein binding; zinc ion binding
Source: RefSeq, a predicted model, not a curated record